CCACUCCGACUCUCUCCCCCAGGGUUGACCGGGGGGUAGGGGGACCAUCUACUUCUUACCACCUCCUCUCUCGCGCAAGUGGGAGGAAAGAGAGAAAAUAUAUAUAUAAAAAUACCUUUUCAUUUCAGUUACGAAAAGAAAAAAAAACGAUUUGUUGUUUUUGUUGCCGUUGUCCUAUUCAAGGUCAUUUUUGUUGUUGUAUUAAAACCACAGAAUCGGAUAUUUGGUGGCUGGAGGGAGACGUUCGGAGAGGCGGUUGCGACCGUUGCAGGGUGCCAAUCGCGCCCUAUUUUAGGGGCAUUGUUCGUGCCCCCGGGCCCGAGUGGCCAUGACGUCCACCACGGUGGUGUACGAAGAGGUGGUGGAAUAUGAAGAGUACGAGGAGGAGGUAGAAGAGGAAGAAGAGGAGGAGGGGGAGGAGGAGGAAGAGGAAGAGGUGGUGGAAGAGGUGGUGGAAGAGGUGAUUGUUGAAGAUCCGGUGACACAUCAAGUGAGAAAAGUGAGCGUGCCGCAACUUCACCCCUCCGGCCUAGUCCACCGGAAGGUGAAGAAGAAGCGAAAGGUGGACACCAGCAAGUUCAUGACGCCCUACCUGGCUCACAGCAAGAAGAUGAUGGACCUCUUCAGCGAGGUGAAAUACAAGGAGGCGCUGAAGAAUCACCAGCCCAAGGGCUUCACCACCCUGUCGGAAACACCGAGGCAGAAGAUCUGCAAGCAUGCGCAGGACAUUUUGAGCGAGGUGAAAUACCGCGACGCUGGGAGAAAAACCAUCAGCAACUGCCACGUGGACGAGAAGGCGUGGGACAUUGCGCAUUCGAAGAAGAUCAGUGCCAUGGUCAGCAAGAUUCUCUACAAGAAGAGCUGGGAGGACGUGAAAGAUCGCUACCUGCUGCCAUCCGACUGCCCGGAGAUGGUGCAGGCCCUCAAGAACGCCUCCAACAUAAGCCAGAAAGUCUACCACGCCGAGUACGAGCUUGACCGAGGCUGCUGCAUCCCCUACUUUGACAGCCCUGAGCUCAGGCGUGUGGCUAAGGCUCAGAAGACCCUCAGCGAUGUGGUGUACAAGAUGGGUCACGAAGAGCACCUCCUGCAUUACACUCAGGUGGUGGACGCACCCGACAUGGUGCAGGCGAAGAAAACGGGCGAGCAACUCAGUGAUAUGAACUACCACGAUGAGUACGUUAAGUCUGUCAAGGGCAAGUGGAGUCAGGCCCCCUGCUAUGACGUCGCCGUGGCCAAAAUGAACUCCGACAACAUCAGCAUCAACAAGUACAAGAAGGCCUUCAACGAGAGCAAAGACAAGCUCUUUGUGGAUUCCACGGACACCCCAGAGUACCAGAUGGUUAAGAAGGCGGGUGUCAAUGCGAGUCAGGUGAAGUACCGAGCUGCCUAUGAAAAGACGAAGGACAUGUCCGGCUACAACACGCUGCCAGCCACGGAGAACCCCGCCAUGAAGCAAGCACGCCAUGUCUCUAAGAACCUCAGCGACCACGAAUACAAGAAGGCGUAUCACACGAACCGUGGUCACAGCAUCAACAUAUGCGACACCCCCCAGUUCAAAUCUGACACCGUACUCAAGAAAUUCACCAGCAACGUGCUCUACAAGGAGGCCUACGAACGGAACAGGGGACACUACAUUGGCAGCCCGGACGACCCCCACAUGGCCAACUCCCGUCGUGUGGCGGAUAUUCAGAACGCCAAACUCUACAAGGCCGAUUAUGAGGCGGACAAGACUAUGUGCUACUUCCCGAUGACCAUCACAGCUGAGUACGAAGCCAUGAAGAAGGUGGCUCAAUUCAAGGAUCUGGUCUACAAGAAGCACCCAGACACCGUGCCCUUCACACAGUCCAUGGACUCCCCUGUGAUGCUUCAGGCCAAAGUCAACGCCCGCCAACUCAGCGAUGUGAACUACAAACAGGCGUACGAAAAAGACAAGUUUCGGUGCAACCUCCCGGCGGACUAUCCUCCCCUGCUGCAGGCCCGCGCCAACGCCUACAACCUGAGCGAAAAUGCCUACAAGAUGAACUGGGACGAGACCAAAGAUAAGAAGUUUGAAAUCAAACUCGACUCCAUUCCCAUCGUGGCCGCCAAAAAGCACAGCAAUGAUGCCAGUGAAGUCAAGUACAAGAAGGCUUAUGAGAAGAACCGUGGCAAAAUGAUCGGGGCCCUGAGCAUCGAAGACGACCCGAAGCUCCGCCACUCGAUACAUGUGGCAAAAAUUCAAAGCGAGCGCGAGUACAAAAAGGACUACGAGAAGGCCAAGACCAAGUACCACAGUCCCCUGGACAUGAUGAACGUGACGUUGGCUAAGAAGUCACAGGCCAUCGCGAGCAACUACAGCUACAAGCAGCCCAUCCACAGCUACUUCAUGCCUCCCGACGCCGUGUCCGUGGUGCUGGCCAAGCAGGGGAACCAGCUCUACAGCAACAAUGACUACAGGGCCGACUACAACAACUGGUUCAAGGGAAUUGGCUGGCAGCCAUUCGAGUCGGUGGAGCAGGUUUCUGCCAAGAAGGCCAGCGCUAUCCUGAGUGAGAAAAAAUACCGUCAGCACCCAGACACGAUCCCGUUCACGCAGGUGACCGACUCCCCUGUGCAGCAGAUGGCCAAAGUGAGCCAGGACCAGCAGAGUAACUGGAAGUACAAGGCAGCCAGCGAGGAUGUUCUCCACAAGUACACACUCCCACACGAUGCCCCAGAGUUCCUGCAGUCUCGAGCCAAUGCCUACAACAUCAGCAAGAAUUCCUACAAGGCGGGCUGGAACGAGCUCAUCAGCAAGGGCUAUGACCUCAAGUUGGACGCCAUCCCCAUCAUCGCUGCUAAAAAGGCCCGGAAGGACGCCAGCGACGUCCAUUACAAGCUGGCGUACGAGAAAGCCCGUGGGCACAUGGUCGGGUGCAGAAACCUGCAGGACGACCCCAAGCUCGUGCACUCCAUGCACGUGGCCAAGAUGCAGAGCAACCGCGAGUACAAGAAGGACUUUGAGAAGUCCAAGACCAAGUACCACACCCCAGUAGACAUGGUCAGCGUAAUCUCGGCGAAGAAGUCGCAGGCCAUCGCGAGCAACUACGACUACGUGAAGCGCCACCAUCGCUACUCCAUGAUGCCGGACAGCGUCCUCCUUGAACUCGCCAAGAAGGCCAACGAGAUACAGAGCGACAACCUGUACAGGUCAGAUUUCGUGAACAUCAUCCAAGGGUGUGGCUGGAUCCCCAUCGGCUCGCUGGAGCAGGACAAGGUGAAGAAAGCCGGGCAGAUCCUGAGCGAGGCCAAAUACCGGCAGCACCCGGACACCAUCAAGUUCACGUCCGUCACCGACGACCCGGUGAUGGUGCAGUCGCAGAUCAACGCCAAGCAGCUCAGCGAUAAUCUGUACAAGUCAGCAGGGAAAAAGAGCCAGAAGCAGUUCUCCAUUCCCCACGACAUCCCCCAGUUCCUGCAGAGCAAAAUCAACUCCGUCAACUUCAGCGAAAACUCCUACAAGCACGCUUGGGUUGAGGACAAGAACAAGGGCUACGACUCGAGAGCGGACGCCAUCCCAAUCAAGGCUGCCAGGGCCUCCAGGGACAUCGCCAGCGACUACAAGUACAAGCAGGCGUACGAGAAGGCCCGGGGUCACAUGGUCGGGUGCAGAAACCUGCAGGACGACCCCAAGCUCGUGCACUCCAUGCACGUGGCCAAGAUGCAGAGCGAGCGCGAGUACAAGAAGGACUUUGAGAAGUCCAAGACCAAGUACCACACCCCAGUAGACAUGGUCAGCGUGGCCACGGCCAAGAAGUCGCAGGCCAUCGCUCGCAACUACGACUACAAGCAGCUCAUCCACAACACCAACGUCAUGCCGGACGCCAUGAGCGUGCAGCUGGCAAAGCACAUGAACCAACUGCAGAGCGACAAUCUGUACAAGGCGGACCUGGAUUGGAUCCGUGGCACGGGCUGGAUCCCCAUCGGCUCGCUGGAGCAGGACAAGGUGAAGAAAGCCGGGCAGAUCCUGAGCGAGGCCAAGUACCGGCAGCACCCGGACACCAUCAAGUUCACGUCCAUCACGGACGACCCGGUGAUGGUGCAGUCACAGAUCAACGCCAAGCAGCUCAGCGACAUGAAUUACAAGGCGUCUGGUGAGGCAGCAAAGCACAAGUACACGCUGCCCAUGGACCUACCACAGUUCCUGCAGGCCAAAGCCAACGCCAUCAACAUCAGUGAGAGCAAGUAUAAGAAAGGCUGGGAGGAGACCAUCAGUAAGGGCUAUGACUCAAGACUGGACGCCAUUCCCAUCAAGGCAGCCAAGGCCUCGCGAGACAUUGCCAGUGACUUCAAGUACAAGCAGGCGUACGAGAAGGCCCGUGGGCACAUGGUCGGGUGCAGAAACCUGCAGGACGACCCCAAGCUCGUGCACUCCAUGCACGUCGCCAAGAUGCAGAGCGAGCGCGAGUACAAGAAGGGCUUUGAGAAGUCCAAGACCAAGUUCCACAGCCCCGUGGACAUGGUCAGCGUGGUGGCCGCCAAACAAGCCCAGGCCAUCGCUCGCAACUACGACUACAAGCAGCUCAUCCACAACACCAACGUCAUGCCGGAUGCCAUGAGCGUGCAGCUGGCAAAGCACAUGAACCAACUGCAGAGCGACAAUCUGUACAAGGCGGACCUGGAUUGGAUCCGCGGUACAGGCUGGAUCCCCAUUGGCUCGCUGGAGCAGGACAAGGUGAAGAAAGCCGGGCAGAUCCUGAGUGAGGCGAAAUACAGGCAGCACCCGGACACCAUCAAGUUCACGUCCAUCACCGACGACCCAGUGAUGGUGCAGUCGCAGAUCAACGCCAAGCAGAACAGUGAAAAAUUGUACAAGGCCGGCGGAGAGGAAUCCAAGCACAAGUACACCAUGAACGUGGACGACCCGAUGCUGGUGCUUGCCAAGGCCAACGCCGUCAACAUGAGCAAAAAACUGUACAGGCAAGGCUGGGAGGAGACAAUCAGUAAGGGCUAUGACUCUAAACUGGACGCCAUCCCCAUCAAGGCCGCCAAGGCUUCCAGAGACAUCGUCAGCGACUACAAGUACAAGCAGGCGUAUGAGAAGGCCCGUGGUCACAUGGUCGGGUGCAGAAACCUGCAGGACGACCCCAAGCUCGUGCACUCCAUGAACGUGGCCAAGAUGCAGAGCGAGCGCGAGUACAAGAAGGGCUUUGAGAAGUCCAAGACCAAGUUCCACAGCCCCGUGGACAUGGUCAGCGUGGUGGCCGCCAAACAAGCCCAGGCCAUCGCUCGCAACUACGACUACAAGCAGCUGAUCCACAACACCAACGUCAUGCCGGACGCCAUGAGCGUGCAGCUGGCAAAGCAUAUGAACCAACUGCAGAGCGACAAUCUGUACAAGGCAGACAUGGAUUGGAUCCGUGGCAUGGGCUGGGUCCCCAUCGGCUCGCUGGAGCAGGAAAAGGUGAAGAAAGCCGGGCAGAUCCUGAGCGAGGCCAAAUACCGGCAGCACCCGGACACCAUCAAGUUCACGUCCAUCACCGACGACCCGGUGAUGGUGCAGGCGCAGAUCAACGCCAAGCAGAACAGUGAGAAACUGUACCGAGCUGGUGCGGCAAAGACGCUGCAAAAGUAUUCAAUCCCUGCAGACUCCCCUGGAUUCCUGCAGGCCAGACUCAACGCCUACAACUUCAGUGUGAAUGCCUACAAAUCGGCGUGGGGGGAGACCAUCAGGAAGGGCUACGACUCGAGAGCGGAUGCCAUCCCCAUCAAGGCUGCCAGGGCCUCCAGGGACAUCGCCAGCGACUACAAGUACAAGCAGGCGUAUGAGAAGUCCCGUGGUCACAUGGUUGGGUGCAGGGACAUACAGGACGACCCCAAGCUCGUGCACUCCAUGAACGUGGCCAAGAUGCAGAGCGAGCGCGAGUACAAGAAGGGCUUUGAGAAGUCCAAGACAAAGUUCCACAGCCCCGUGGACAUGGUCAGCGUGGUGGCCGCCAAACAAGCCCAGGCCAUUGCUCGCAACUACGACUACAAGCAGCUCAUCCACAACACCAACGUCAUGCCGGACGCCAUGAGCGUGCAGCUGGCAAAGCACAUGAAUCAACUGCAGAGCGACAAUCUGUACAAGGCAGACCUGGAUUGGAUCCGUGGCACGGGCUGGAUCCCCAUUGGCUCGCUGGAGCAGGACAAGGUGAAGAAAGCCGGGCAGAUCCUGAGCGAGGCCAAAUACCGGCAGCACCCGGACACCAUCAAGUUCACGUCCAUCACGGACGACCCGGUGAUGGUUCAAGCGCAGAUCAACGCCAAGCAGCUCAGUGAAAAAUUGUACAAAGAAGCCUGGGAAAAUGAUAAGACCAAGAUCCACGUAACGCCCGAUGCUCCUGAAUUCCUCUUGGCCAAGGCCAACAGUGCGAACGCCAGCGAGAAACUCUACAAGCUGGGCUGGAAGGAAUAUCUUAACAAGGGCUAUGAUUCACGAGCAGACGCCAUCGCCAUCAAAGCUGCCAAGGCCUCCAGAGACAUCGCCAGUGAUUACAAGUACAAGCUGGCGUACGAGAAGGGCAGAGGGCACAUGGUCGGGUGCAGGAACCUGCAGGACGACCCCAAGCUCGUGCACUGCAUGAACGUGGCCAAGAUGCAGAGCGAGCGCGAGUACAAGAAGGGCUUCGAGAAGACCAAGACCAAGUACCACAGCCCCGUAGACAUGAUCAGCGUGGUGGCCGCCAAGCAUUGUCAGAAGCAGGUCAACGACUUCAACUACAGGACCUACCUGCACCAGUGGACCUGCAUGCCCGACCAGAACGACGUCAUCCAGGCCAGGAAGGCCUACGAGCUGCAGAGCGACAACCUGUACAAGGGUGACUUGUCGUGGCUGCGCGGCAUCGGCUGGGUCCCCAUCGGCUCGCUGGAGAGCGAGAAGGUGAAGAAAGCCGGGCAGAUCCUGAGUGAGGCCAAAUACCGGCAGCACCCGGACACCAUCAAGUUCACGUCCAUCACCGACGACCCGUUGAUGGUGCAGGCGCAGAUCAACGCCAAGCAGAUGGACACAAAACGUUACAAGGAGGCGUGGGAGAAGGCCAAGACCAGCAUUCACAUCAUGCCCGAUACCCCAGAGUUCCUCCUUGCCAAACUCAACAAAGUGAACGUCAGUGAGAAACACUACAAGCAAGGGUGGCUUGAUACCAUCAAGAAGGGCUAUGACUUGAGACUGGACGCCAUCUCCAUCAAGGCUGCCAAGGCUUCCAGAGACAUCGCCAGUGACUACAAGUACAAGCUGGCGUACGAGAAGGGCAGAGGACACAUGGUCGGGUGCAGGAACCUGCAGGACGACCCCAAGCUCGUGCACUGCAUGAACGUGGCCAAGAUCCAGAGUGAGCGCGAGUACAAGAAGGGCUUUGAGAAGACCAAGACCAAGUACCACAGCCCCGUAGACAUGAUCAGCGUGGUGGCCGCCAAGCAUUGUCAGAAGCAGGUCAACGACGUCAACUACAGGACCUACCUGCACCAGUGGACCUGCAUGCCCGACCAGAACGACGUCAUCCAGGCCAAGAAGGCCUACGAGCUGCAGAGCGACUACCUGUACAAGGGUGACCUGUCGUGGCUGCGUGGCAUCGGCUGGGUCCCAGUGGGCUCGCUGGAGAGCGAGAAGGUGAAGAAAGCCGGGGAGAUCCUGAGUGAGGCCAAAUACCGUCAGCGUCCGGACACCUUCAAGUUCACGUCCAUCACCGAUGACCCGGUGAUGGUGCAGGCGCAGAUCAACGCCAAGCAGAACAGCAAUAAACUGUACAAGGAUGCCUGGGAGAAUGCCAAGACCAAGAUUCACAUCAUGCCGGACGCUCCAGAGUUCCUCUUGUCCAAAACUAACAGCGCCAAUGUCAGCCAGAAACUCUACCGACAAGGCUGGGAGGAGACCAUCAGAAAGGGCUAUGACUCGAGAGCCGAUGCCAUCCCCAUCAGGGCUGCAAAAGCUUCCAGAGACAUUGCCAGUGAUUACAAGUACAAGCUGGCGUACGAGAAGGGCAGAGGUCACAUGGUCGGGUGCAGGAACCUGCAGGACGACCCCAAGCUCGUGCACUGCAUGAACGUGGCCAAGAUGCAGAGCGAGCGCGAGUACAAGAAGGGCUUCGAGAAGACUAAGACCAAGUACCACAGCCCCGUAGACAUGAUCAGCGUGGUGGCCGCCAAGCAUUGUCAAAAGCAGGUCAACGACGUCAACUACAGGACCUACCUGCACCAGUGGACCUGCAUGCCCGACCAGAACGACGUCAUCCAGGCCAGGAAGGCCUACGACCUGCAGAGCGACUACCUGUACAAGGGUGACCUGUCGUGGCUGCGUGGCAUCGGCUGGGUCCCAGUGGGCUCGCUGGAGAGCGAGAAGGUGAAGAAAGCCGGGGAGAUCCUGAGUGAGGCCAAAUACCGUCAGCGUCCGGACACCUUCAAGUUCACGUCCAUCACCGACGACCCGGUGAUGGUGCAGGCGCAGAUCAACGCCAAGCAAAUCAACGACAAACUGUACAGGGCGGCCUGGGAGGGCUGCAAGACCAACAUUCACAUCAUGCCAGAUACGCCACAGAUAGUGUUGUCCAAACUCAACACUGCCAACAUGAGUCAGAAACUCUACAGACAAGGCUGGGAGGAAACCAUCAGCAAGGGCUACGACUCGAGGGCGGACUCCAUCGCCAUCAAGGCCGCCAAGGCCUCCAGGGACAUCGCCAGCGAUUACAAGUAUAAGCUGGCGUACGAGAAGGGCAAAGGGCACAUGGUCGGGUGCAGGAACCUGCAGGACGACCCCAAGCUCGUCUGGUUCAUGCACGUGGCCAAGAUGCAGAGCGAGCGCGAGUACAAGAAGGGCUUCGAGAAGACCAAGACCAAGUACCACAGCCCCGUAGACAUGAUCAGCGUGGUGGCCGCCAAGCAUUGUCAGAAGCAGGUCAACGACGUCAACUACAGGACCUACCUGCACCAGUGGACCUGCAUGCCUGACCAGAACGACGUCAUCCAGGCCAAGAAGGCCUACGAGCUGCAGAGCGAUAAUAUUUACAAGGAAGACCUGAACUGGCUGCGUGGCACCGGCUGGGUACCAAUGGGCUCCCUGGAGCACGAGAAAGUGAAGAACGCCGGGAAGAUCCUGAGUGAAAGACGUUACCGGCAAAGCCCAGACACCUUUAAGUUCACCUCCAUCGUGGACGAUCCCGUCAUGGUGUUGGCACAAGCCAAUGCCAAGCAGAACAGCAAGUGGCUGUACAGAGAUGCCUGGGACAAGGACAAGAGCAGCAUCCACGUGAUGCCCGACACGCCUGAGAUCACAUUGGCCAAACUCAACAGCGCUAACAUUAGCCAGAAACUCUACAGACAAGGCUGGGAGGAGACCAUCAGCAAGGGCUACGACUCGAGGGCGGAUUCCAUUGCCAUCAAGGCCGCCAAGGCGUCCAGGGACAUCGCCAGCGAUUACAAGUACAAGCUGGCGUACGAGAAGGGCAGAGGGCACAUGGUCGGGUGCAGGAACAUACAGGACGACCCCAAGCUUGUUUGGUCAAUGCACGUGGCCAAAAUCCAGAGCGAGCGCGAGUACAAGAAGGGCUUUGAGAAGACCAAGACCAAAUACCACAGCCCCGUAGACAUGAUCAGCGUGGUGGCCGCCAAGCAUUGUCAGAAGCAGGUCAACGACGUCAAUUACAGGACCUACCUGCACCAGUGGACCUGCAUGCCCGACCAGAACGACGUCAUCCAGGCCAGGAAGGCCUACGAGCUGCAGAGCGACAAUAUUUACAAGGAAGACCUGAACUGGCUGCGUGGCACCGGCUGGGUACCAAUGGGCUCCCUGGAGCACGAGAAAGUGAAGAACGCCGGGAAGAUCCUGAGUGAAAGACGUUACCGGCAAAGCCCAGACACCUUUAAGUUCACCUCCAUCGUGGACGAUCCCGUCAUGGUGUUGGCACAAGCCAAUGCCAAGCAGAACAGCAAGUGGCUCUACAGAGAUGCCUGGGACAAGGACAAGCUCAAUAUCCACGUGAUGCCUGACACGCCAGAGUUCAAUCUGGCAAAGCAAAAUGCAGUUCAAAUGAGCAACAAACUAUACAGGCAAGGCUGGGAGGACACUAUUCAAAAGGGCUACGCUUCAAGAUCAGACGCCAUCGCCAUCAAGGCUGCCAAGGCCUCUAGAGACAUCGCCAGUGACUACAAGUACAAGCUGGCGUAUGAGAAGGGCAGAGGGCACAUGGUCGGGUGCAGAAACAUACAGGACGACCCCAAGCUCGUCUGGUUCAUGCAAGUGGCGAAGAUGCAGAGCGACCGCGAGUACAAGAAGGGCUUCGAAAAGACCAAGACCAAGUACCACAGCCCCGUAGACAUGAUCAGCGUGGUGGCCGCCAAGCAUUGUCAGAAGCAGGUCAACGACGUCAACUACAGGACCUACCUGCACCAGUGGACCUGCAUGCCCGACCAGAACGACGUCAUCCAGGCCAGGAAGGCCUACGAGCUGCAGAGCGACAAUAUUUACAAGGACGAUCUGAACUGGCUCCGUGGCAUCGGGUGGUCACCCGAUGGAUCUCUGGAACACAUGAAAGUGAAGCACGCUGGCAAGAUCCUGAGCAAUAAGUUUUACCGCCAGAAUCCCGACAGCAUCAAGUUCACUUCCAUCGUCGACGACCCUGUCAUGGUGCAGGCCCAGAUCAACGCGAAGCUGCUCAGCAAUAAACUAUACAAGGAAGCGUGGGAAAAUGCCAAGACCUCAAUUCAUGUCAUGCCCGACACUCCUGAGAUUAUGCUGUCUAAACUGAACAGUGUCAACGUCAGUGGGAAAUUGUACAGACAAGGCUGGGAGGACACUAUUCAAAAAGGCUAUGCCUCAAGAUCAGACGCCAUCGCCAUCAAGGCUGCCAAGGCCUCCAGAGACAUCGCCAGCGACUACAAGUACAAGCUGGCGUACGAGAAGGGCAGAGGGCACAUGGUCGGGUGCAGGAACCUGCAGGACGACCCCAAGCUCGUGCACUGCAUGAACGUGGCCAAGAUGCAGAGCGAUCGCGAGUACAAGAAGGGCUUCGAGAAGUCCAAGACCAAGUUCCACAGUCCCGUGGACAUGAUCAGCGUGGUGGCCGCUAAGCAUUGUCAGAAGCAGGUCAACGACUUCAACUACAGGACCUACCUGCACCAGUGGACCUGCAUGCCUGACCAGAACGACGUCAUCCAGGCCAAGAAGGCCUACGAGCUUCAGAGCGACUGGCUGUACAAAUCCGAUUUGGAGUGGCUCCGUGGUUGUGGCUGGCAGCCUGAUGGCUCCGUAGACGUGGAAAAGGUCAAGAAGGCUCAGGAGAUUAUCAACGAAAGAAAAUACCGGCAACCGAUAAGCGAUCAGAAGUUCACCAGCAUCACCGACCUCCCCAUCUUCCUUCUGGCCAAAACAAACUCUGCCCUCAUCAGCGACAAAGUUUAUAAAGAAGCGUGGCAGACUCAGAAGACAUUGUGCCACAUCCCACCAGACACUCCGUUGUACGAGCUGUCGAAGGUCAACUCCAUCAACAUCAGCGACAAACUUUACCGGAAGAGCUGGGAUGAGGCGAAGGUGAAGGGGUACCACGUGGAUAAAGAUGCCAUCUCUGUCCUGGCCGCCAGGAAAGCCAGAGACAUCGCCAGCGACAUCAAGUACAAGAUGGCGUACGAGAAAGGGAAGGGACACCACGUCGGGUGCAGGAACAUACAGGACGACCCCAAGCUCGUCUGGUCCAUGCACGUGGCCAAGAUGCAGAGCGAGCGCGAGUACAAGAAGGGCUUCGAGAAGUCCAAGACCAAAUACCACAGCCCCGUAGACAUGAUCAGCGUGGUGGCCGCCAAGCAUUGUCAGAAGCAGGUCAACGACGUCAACUACAGGACCUACCUGCACCAGUGGACCUGCAUGCCCGACCAGAACGACGUCAUCCAGGCCAAGAAGGCCUACGACCUGCAGAGCAACUGGGUGUACAAGGCGGACCUGGAGUGGCUCCGUGGGUGUGGCUGGUUGCCAGAGGGCUCCUUGGACGUGUUAAAGGUCAAAAAGGCCCAAGAGAUCCUCAACGACAGAAUUUACCGGCAGCCUGCCUCCUCUCUGAAGUUCACCAGCGUCAUCGACUCCCCCGAAUAUCUCCUGGCCAAGACCAAUGCAGACCAGAUCAGCGGAUGGAAGUACAAGAAAGACUGGGAGUUAAACAAAACCUCGAUUCACAUCAUGCCGGACACUCCAGAGAUUAACCUCUCGCGUGCGAACGCGGUCAACGUCAGCAGGAAACAAUACAGGAAGGGCUGGGAGGACGCGCUUCAAAAUGGCUACCACUUAAAGACGGAUGCCAUUGCCAUCAAAGCUGCCAAGGCCUCCAGAGAGAUCAUCAGUGACUACAAGUACAAGCACGCCUACGAGUUGGGAAAAGGCCACCUGAUCGGGUGCCACAGCGUCCACGAAGACCCCAUGCUCGAGCACUGCGCCAAGGUGGGCAAGAUGCAGAGCGACCUGGAGUACAAGAAGGACUUCCACAAGACCAAGACCAAGUGCCACCUGCCGCACGACAUGCUCAAUGUCGUCGCCGCCAAGAAGUACCAGGAGAUGAUCAGCGACAUCCCCUACCGCACCUACCUGCACCAGUGGACCUGCAUGCCCGACCAGAACGACGUCAUCCAGGCCAGGAAGGCCUACGACCUGCAGAGCGACAUCAUCUACAAGGCGGACCUGGAGUGGAUCCGUGGCUGUGGCUGGCUGCCCACUGGCUCUUUGGACGUGGAGCAUUCCAAGAAGGCCCAGAAUAUACUCAGCAACAAUAAGUACAAGGCCGAGGCUUACCAGGGCAUGAAGAACUUCAGCGUGGUGACCGACACGCCGACCUACAUCAACGCUGUGCUGAGCGCCCACCAGCUGUGCGACUACAAGUAUAAAGAAGCAUGGAACAGGGACAAGUCCAACGUGACGGUGUCGGAAUGCCCCCUCUACGACGUAGCCCGCGAUGCUGCACGGAACCUCAGCUCGAAAAUUUACAAGGAGGGCUGGGAAAACAUGAAAGCGACGGGCUAUAAGAUCCCGGCAGAUUCCUUGGAUCUACAACAAGCCAAACUGCUCAAGGAAAUCACCAGUGAGAUCAAAUACAAGCACGCACACAUCAAGGACAGAGGCCACCUGAUCGGGUGCCACAGCGUCCACGAAGACCCGAUGCUCGAGCACUGCGCCAAGGUGGGCAAGAUGCAGAGCGACCUGGAGUACAAGAAGGACUUCCACAAGACCAAGACCAAGUGCCACCUGCCGCACGACAUGCUCAACGUCGUCGCCGCCAAGAAGUACCAGGAGAUGAUCAGCGACAUCCCCUACCGCACCUACCUGCACCAGUGGACCUGCAUGCCCGACCAGAACGACGUCAUCCAGGCCAGGAAGGCCUACGACCUGCAAAGCGACUUUGUGUACAAGGCCGACCUGGAAUGGCUCCGAGGUUGUGGAUGGCUUCCCUCCGGAUCUGUGGAUGUGGAGAAAGUUAAAAGGGCACAGAAUAUACUCAAUGAUAACAAGUAUAAAUCGGCGGCCCUGCAGGGCACGAGGAAAUACAUUGUGGUGACCGACACGCCCGCCUACCUCACUGCUCUGCAAAGCGGCAUCCAGCUCAGCGAUGUGAAAUACAAGGAGGCCUUCAACCUGGAGAAAGGGAACAGCCACAUGUCACCGGACGCCCCGCAGUUCAACCUAUCACGCGAGGCCUCCAAGCUGUGCAGCGAGAAGCUGUACAAGGAGAGCUGGGACAAUGUGAAAUCCACGGGCUACAUCCUCCCUGUGGACUACCUGCCUCUGGUCAAUGCCAAGAACAUACGAAACAACAGUUUGCUGAAGUACAAAGAGGAGUAUGAGCAGACCAAGGCUCACAUCCAAGGGAUGAAGUCCAUGAAGGAGUUCCCAUCGGUCGCGCUGCUGCUCAACCUCGCCAAGAACAGGAGCCAGCUGGAGUACACGAAGGGCUACGAGAAAUCAAAAUCCAAGGUCCACAUCCCGGCGGACAUGCUGAGCAACCUGCAGGCAAAGAAGUGCCAGCAGAUCCUCAGCGAACUGGAGUACCGCCGUCACCUGCACCAGUGGACGUGUCACCCCGAGCAGAAUGAAGUGCUGCAGGCGCGCAAGGCCUACGACAUGCAGAGCGACAUCCUGUACAAAGACGACCUGACUUGGCUGAAGGGAAUUGGCUGCAACGUUUAUGAAACACCCGACAUCAUGAGGGCCAAGAACGCCUGUGACCUCAUCAGUCCCAACAAGUACAAGGCGGCCGCCAUUGAAGCCACAAAGCAGUACAGCGUGGUGACCGACACACCGGCCUACAUCACCGCCCUGCGCUGCGGCCACCAGCAGAGUGACAACAAGUACAAACAAGCGUUCAUCCGUGAGCGCGGGAAGUGUGUCAUACCCUCGGAUUCAUUGGCCAACGUACACUCGUCGGACGUUCAAAAGCUCUUCAGCAAUAACCUGUACAAGGAGGCGUGGGAUCAGGUGAAGGCCUCCAGCUACAGCAUCCCCAGCGACUCGUGGGCCUUCGUCAGUGCCAAGGACCAGAAGGAGCACAGUGACCGCAAGUAUCGGGAGGAGUACGAACGGAUGAAGGCCCGCUACUGCCUGCCGCGCUCUCUACAGGAGGACCCCAAGGCUAUGCAAGCCCUCAAGGCCUACCAGAUCCGCAGCAACAUCCUGUACAGAGACACGUAUGAGAAGAACAAGGCGCGCGUGCACAUCGCGCCUGACAUGUUCGAGAUGGUGGGCGCCAAGGCCACACAGCGCAUGGUCAGCGGCAUGGACUACCGCACGUACCUCCACCACUGGGUGUGCAAGCCAGACCUGGCAGUCUUCAGCCACGCGCGUAAGGUCAACGAGCAGCUGAGCGACGUGUAUUACAAAGACGAUCUCAGCUGGAUCAGGGGGGUCGGUGUGGCAUUGUGGGACACACCAGAAAUCAAGCUCGCCAAGGAAGCGUACAACAAUCGCAGCGAUAACCAAUACAAGGCUAAGGCGUGGGAGACGAUGUAUAACUACACGCAGGUGGAUGAUGCUCCUGAAAUCAAGCAGGCAAUUAUCAACGCCAAGCAGCUGAGUGACCUGAACUAUCGCCACAGCUACGUGAACCACAUCCGGGGUCACGUCACGUCGAUCAAGAACACGGUGGAGUUGGACCGUGCGCGCAACGCAGCCCUCAUACAGAGCGAGUUUCUGUAUCGGAACGCCAGUCGCAAGGCCCUGCCCUCUGGCUACACAAUCCCCGUGGACAUGCCUCUCUACGUGCAAGCCAAGAAGGCCGGCAACAUCCUCAGCGAUCUCAAGUACAAGGAGACCUACGAGAAUAACAAGGCCAAGAUGUACCACCUCAUCCCCGACGCGUGGUUCUUCCGCAGCGUGCAGAAGGCUGAGAAUGUGCAGAAUGAGCGCUUGUACCGUGAGAUUUACCACAAGAACAAGGACAAGAUCCAUCCGUCGGCCAUUACCCCUGAGCUGCGACAAGUCAAGAUCACACAGCACGCCAUCAGCAAUCUGGCGUACAAGGCAGAUUAUGAGCGUUUAAAGGGACACUACAUCACCUUGCCGUACUCACCCGAGCUGCUGCACCACCGCCACGUGGGCAACAUCACAAGCGAUAUUCAAUACAAGGAGGACAUGCAGUGGCUCAAGGGACUUAGCUGCCUGUUGCAUGACACUCCCAAUAUGCGACACGCCAAGAAGAUUAUUGCAGACAAUUCCAACUAUGGGCUGGAGGCAAAGAAAGCUCAGGAGAAGUACUGCGUGGUCCUGGAUACCCCGGGGUACGUGCGAAUCGUCGAGCUCAAGGAUCACCUGAGCGAGGUGGCUUAUCGCGCAAUCGGGAAUGAGGUGAAGACCAAGUUCACACCCGUGGUGGACACUCCAGCACACAUGCUGGCCAAGAACUCGCAGGAAAUGCAGAGCCAGUACCUGUACAAGGAGACGGCCCACCGUGAGCUGCCCCACAUCCACUCGGUGGUGGACACCCCGCUGCUGAAGCACGCCAAGAGCGUCAAGCACCUCAACAGCGACAUUGUGUACCAGCACGAGUAUAAUCAAAACAAAGCCAAGUACACGCUCAUCCCAGACUCGCCCUUCAACAAGAUCUCCAAGAAGGCCUACGAGAAUGCGAGCGAUCUGCGCUACAAGGAGGCAUACCAGCACCUGCGCGGGAAGUACCACACCGUGAAGGACGCUCGGGACAUCGUGCACCACCGCAAAGUCACCGACAAGAUCAGUGACGUCAAAUACAAGCAGAAGUACAUGAAUCAAUUAGGCAUCUGGCAUGCCAUCCCGGACCACCCGGACUACUUCCACCACCGCCUGGUUACGGAGCUCGUGAGCGACGUGAAGUACAAGGAGGACCUCACCUGGCUGAAGGGCAUAGGCAGCUACGCCUACGACACUCCGGACCUCACGCACGCCAAGCAGAACCGAGUCCUCUACAGCCAUGUGAAGUACACGAAGCCGUUCGAGGCAAUGCGCGAUAAGUUCACGUACUCCUCCAACUCGCCGGCCUUCAGGCUCGCCAAGCAUGCCGGCGACCUCAUCAACAUGCGAGAGUACAAGGCCAUCGCGACGGAAGGCCUGCACCACGGCUGCAAUGAGGCUCAUCGGCCCGACAUUCAGCAGGCCAAGUAUGCCGAUUUUCUGACGAAUAAGUGGGUCUACAAGCAUCAGUACGAGCAGCACAAAGACAAGUACACAACCGUGCUGGAAACCCCGUACAACUUGCAAGCUCUGAAGAUGAAGAAGCUCAUCAGCGAGAAUGUGUACAAGGCGCAGUAUAACAAGAACAAAGCCCACUGGUUCACGCCUGUCCACGACGCCACGUUCCAGAUGCACCUGGGCAAGAUCAAAGACAGAAUGAGCAUUAUGAAGUACAAGGAGGACUACGAGAAGAAGAAGGCCCACAUCAAUAUUCCCGAAGACUACAGGGACAUCCUCGCUGCUAAGAAGGCGUACAAAGCAAUAAGCAACCUGGAAUACAAGACUCAGUAUGAAAAGACGAAAGCCAAGUGGGGCUGGAUCGCCGACCGGCCCGACGUUAUCCACGCCGUCAAGACCACACUGCAGCAAAGCGACGUGGAGUACAAGUACGACCGGGAGAUGCUCAAGGGCUGCAAACUGUCCGUGGUGGACGACCGCAAUGUAGCCCACGCCCUGCACGGAAACGAGCUGGCCAGCGAGGUGAAAUACAGAAGGAAGUAUGAGCAAGUGACCAAGGGGACAUGCAUCCAAGUCGCCGAGACUCCUCUGAUGAACCUGAUGAAGCGCGUUACUGAUAUGGUGUCUCAGAAUAAAUACAAGGCGUCGAGCGCGAAGAUCCUGCCGAAGGCUUCGUUUACGCACAUGCCUGAGACACGGGAGACGGUGCACAUCAAGGAGGUGUCCAAGAUGCAGAGUCAUAAUACGUACAAGGAGAAGUUUGAGAAGGAGAAGGGGAAGUCGAACUACGCCAUGAUGGUGGCGCCGCCUGACGUGGCGCACGCCGUGGAUGUCGCCAAGAAGCAGAGCAACCUGAGCUACAAGAAAGAUGCCAAGUCCAAGUUGCCCUACACAUCUGUGGCUGACCGUCCAGACAUUCUGAAGGCCAAGCAGGCAGCAAAGCUCAUCAGCGAUAUCGAGUACAGGGCAAAGGCCAAGGAGGAGAAGGCCCACCCAAGCGCCAUGGUGGGACGUCCUGACAUCGAGCUGGCCAAGGAGGUGUCGAAGUUGACGAGCCAGGUGGAGUACACCAAGCAGAAGCUGAGAGGACACGGAGCAGCAUCGUAUGAUACGCCCAUGAUGAGGCACCUCAAGAAGAUGGUGACGCUGUCCAGUGAUCUGAAAUAUAAGGAGAAGUUUGACAAAGAGGUGAAGGGACAGAAACCGACUGGAGACUUGAAGGAAAUGCCCGCAUACAAGACAGCCAAAGACGCCACAUCGCUGGCCAGCGAGGUGAAGUACAAGCAGGACCUGAAGAAGAUGCACAACCCGGCUUGUGCCGACUCGCUGCUCAAUCAGCACGUGACGGGCACCAGCAAGCUGGCCAGUGAGUAUUGUUACAAGAAAGUCUAUGAGGAUAAUAAAGGACAUUACAUUCUGGUGGCCGAUUCGCCAGAGCAAAUACACCUGAAGGAGGCGUCUGAUCUUCAGAGCCAGUACAAGUACAAGGAGGAGUACGAGAAGAAUAAGGGCAAGGGGAUGUUGGACUUUGAGACGCCUACGUACGUCACAAACAAGGAGACGCAGCAAAUGCAGAGCGAGAAAGAGUAUAAGCGAGGCUAUGAGGAAGGCAUGAAGGGCAGGAACCUGUCUGAGCUUGAGUUCACGCCAGCGUACUUGCAUGCCAAGUACGCUAGUGGUCUGGUCAAUGAGAAAGAAUACAAGAGGGAUCUGGAGGAGGGAACCAAAGGCAAAGGCCUCACUGGCCUGGAGGUGACACCGGACCUGAUCAGGGCCCGUUCGGCCACCCAUAUUCUGAGCGAGCGCGAGUACAAGAAGGAUAUGGAGGCGGAGAUCAGAGGCAGAGGGAUGACCACCACUGGACUGGACACCCCCGACUUCCACCGUGUGAAGAAUGCCACCGAUAUCUUAAGCCAGGCAAAGUACAAUCAGACGGGUGAUGGGAGCUACACCACCGUCGUGGACACCCCAGACAUCCUGCACGCUCAGCAGGUCAAGACCAUCACCAGCCAGAAACAAUACAAAGAGCAUGCGCAGAGAGCCAUGUCCAACUACCAAACCGUGAUGGAGACACCGGAGCUGCACCGUGUCAGGGAAAACCAGAAGCACUUCAGCUCGCUGCAGUACAAAGCAGAUGCCGAUAAUCUAAAGGGCAAGGUGACGACGGUGUCCAACACGCCAGAGAUCCAGCGCGUCAAGGAAAACCAGAAGAACUUUAGCUCGGUUUUGUACAAGGAAGGCAUUAAAGCUGGCACCUCGGUGAACGCAACGCCCGAGCUGCGACGCGUUAAGGAAAACACAAAGAACAUCAGCUCGGUUUUGUACAAGGAAGGAAUCAAAUCGGGCACCGCUGUGAACGACACGCCGGAGUUGCAGCGCGUCCGGGCCACUCAGAAGAACAUCAGCUCGGUUUUGUACAAGGACCAAAUUAAGGCCGGCACCUCACUUAAAGACACGCCGGAGAUCCGCCGCGUGAAGCAAACUCAGGAUCACAUCAGCUCGAUUAAAUACAAGGAACAAAUUGGCACAGCCACGGUGGUGGCGGACUCGCCCGAGUACCAGCGCGCACGAGAGAACCAAAAGCUGAUCAGCAUGGUGAAAUACAAGGAGCAGCUCGCGAAAAUGACCCCGAUCAACGCCACCAUGGACACGGAGCGCGUGAAGCGCGCUCAGGGAAACGUCAGCGCGGUUCUGUACGCCGACCACUCCAGGAGGGAGAUGCAGGGCCGCGCCAGCUGCCUGCUCGACACGCCUGAGAUGCGGCGCGUGCGCGAGAACCAGCGCAACUUCUCACUGGUCAAGUACCACGAGGACUUUGAGCGCAUCAAGGCCAAGGGCUUCACGGCCGUGGUGGACGACCCCAUCACGGAGCGCGUCAAGCGCAACACGCGUGACGUGAGCGACAUCAGCUACCGCGGCAUCCAGCGGCGCACCGUGGAGAUCGAGCAGCGGCGCCUUGAGGCCGAGCAGGAGACCACUGCCGACCUGCGUGUGUGGCGUACCAACCCUGGAUCCAUUUUUGACUACGACCCUGCGGAGGACAACAUCCAGUCCAAGAGCCUGUAUCUGAUGAAUGUGCAAGCGCAACGCCGGAGCCGCGAGCAUUCUCGCUCCGCGAGCGCCCUGAGCAUCAGCACAGGCGACGAGCGCUCUGAGGGCUCCGAGCUCGAACGAAACUACUCCUACUACAGCAACAACGCCUUCUACGCCAGCGCCAGCGCCAGCGCUUGCUACCAGCAGGUGAAGACCGUGGUAAUUCCACAGCAGAGGUCGUCUUCCGUGGUCACCCAGCAGACCACCGUCUCCUCCAUCCCGUCCCACCCGUCCACCACCGGCCGCUCCUACCGCGCCCUCUACGACUACACGGGCGCCGACGACGAUGAGGUGACCUUCAAAGAUGGCGACGUCAUCAUCAACGUGCAGCCCAUCGACGAGGGCUGGAUGUACGGCACCGUGCAGCGCUCUGGCAAGACCGGCAUGCUGCCUGCCAACUACGUGGAGGCCAUCUGAUUGGUGCCACCUUCCCGCCCCCCACGCUGCACAGCUCGACGUUUAACCCACACCACCGCCACCGUGACCUCCGCCUCCUGAUCUGGCAUCGGGACGCCCGUCCUCCUCCUCCUCCGUUGGUUUCUUCCCCAUCCACCUCACGACAUUGCGAACCGCAACGCUCUCAAUCCAGUCUCUUUUUGCUCAGACUAAAGUUAAAUUGGGCGGUGCAUUACUGAAGCACCGCGGGACAGCCAUCGCAUUGCUCAUGAACGUGCAUAACUGACGUGUGGGAGGUUGGUUGCGGAAUCCGUGGGAUAAACAUCGAGCGACAUUGUGCUUACAAGCUGUGCAGCCGAGGCGUUGACAACUGGAAGCAGUGGUACAUGUUUACACCGGUACAAUUUUUGGUCUUUAUUGAUGCUAGAAUAAGCUAUUUGGGGGUCAUGUUAAGGAUUCUAUUCCAAAACCCAGAAUCUAAUCAGAGAAGCCACGCAGAAAUAAGCACCAGAGAGUAUCACAUGUGUAAGCACGACUUCCAAAAAUCAGCUUAAAAUUUAAAGUGCUCCCUAACAAAAUAAAGAUCGGUUCCAGGUGGCUUCGAACAGAAACACCAGGGUUUACUUUAGACUGCCAUACAAGAGUAUUACAUGCCUUACAUACACAACACGCCUUUUUCCAAAAGUGCCGAUGCAAUACCUGAGCAAUGAUACACUUCAUAAGAAACCUUAAUUAAAAUGCGUUGUUUUAGUUCAACAUUAAAACGAUGAUGUCAAAGCAACCGUGGCUCUGAAAGUAACAUGUCUCAACCCAAUGUAUCUUGCCAUUUUAAUACAAUGCCAUUCCAUCUUAAAAUCCUGUCUCUAAAAAUGCAUCACCGCAACACUACAUUUGAUUCUGGUUACUCUGUGGAACAUUCAACAUUUAUACUUGCUACACGCGCAGAAAAAUGGGGAGACGUAUUUUUUCAGAUUCACUGCUGACGUGGUUGAGCACAAGAAACACAGCACACACCCUGCCCGUUUGACGCCAUCAAUAGCCACGUGUUGUCCAUUCGAAUGCUGUGGAAAUAUGGAGUUCUGUAAGGCUAAAGUGUGAACACAUAGUUGCACAUUGCUGCCACAUAUAAUAAAGCUAAAACAUGAAGCUUC
Molecule: messenger RNA, 21270 nt
Organism: Petromyzon marinus (sea lamprey)
Lineage: Eukaryota; Metazoa; Chordata; Hyperoartia; Petromyzontiformes; Petromyzontidae
Gene: NEB
Product: nebulin
Biological process (GO): cardiac muscle thin filament assembly
Cellular component (GO): Z disc
Molecular function (GO): actin filament binding
Source: RefSeq, a predicted model, not a curated record